Molecule: messenger RNA, 3272 nt
Organism: Durotheca rogersii
Lineage: Eukaryota; Fungi; Ascomycota; Sordariomycetes; Xylariales; Xylariaceae
Exons: 3
Coding region: 1-2916 (971 amino acids)
Biological process (GO): protein dephosphorylation
Molecular function (GO): protein tyrosine phosphatase activity
Source: RefSeq, a predicted model, not a curated record
AUGUCGAUCUUGAUGAGAAUGAGGAUGGCACCAGAUCCGACCACGAGAAAUAACGACCGCGCAGCAACCACCAUAGCGACGCCCCAUCACUACACCAUGAAGACGUCCUCGAGGCCCCCCCUCAUCUCGUCCCACUCCCACUCCCUCUCCCUCUCUCGCCAUUCCCAGGCCAAUAUACAAUCAUUCCGCGCUAAUCGGACCACCACCCCGCUGGCCUCGCCGUGUCCUCCUCAUUCCGUCGGCCAGCCGUAUCCACCAAGUACCAAAGCAUCCCCCGCCGUGCCCGAGGUUCGAUCGCCGAGCCCCAACUACUUUGGCCUCAACGUUGAGGAUUCGACGGCCGACGUCCGAGACUCGGCCGUUGCUCCUCUCGACCACUGGAGCCCGCCAAGCUCAUCUGUCAAGUCCUUCGGCGCCGCCAUACCCAAACAGGUGCCUCUCGACGCCAACCCGGAGUUUGAGGCCUUUCGGCGUCAGGUUGACGCGAACCGAGCCAAGGGUUUCAACCUAGGUAGCGCUCAUUUUGCCACGAUCCAAUCCCCUCUAUCGACGAGACCCAGGCCGCUGCGCUUGCCGACUAACCACAGCGACAACGUCUCGGAGAUUUCUUCGACCAGGCCCUCGAGCAGCAAAGCUCUCGAUGGCGCGGGAGCCCGGAUGGAUGUCGACACAGACAGUCUACACGACUCGGCGUAUGUAUCAUCAGACUCGAAGAGAAAUUCGGAGGUAUCGCUGAAUACGCCAUCAUUUAGCCACCUGCCCCGUUUUGAGUCUCCUGCUCAGGUCGAUUCGCCCUUCGAACCAAUACGCAAGACUACAACGUUGUCCAAGGCUGACGAUCGGCACCCGCGUUUGUCGCUACCCCAGGAAAAGACGGAGCAGCUAACGGAAUCCGGGAAGCCCCGCGCUGAGACGGUGCCAGCAACGCUCGACGGCACCCCUGGUCUCCUUCUACCAAGCCAGCUAGGGGAGAUGCUCCAGAAUACCCCCGAGGACAGCAUACUCUUGCUAGAUGUCCGUGUGUCUACCCAAUAUGCCCAAUCACGGAUCCGCGGCGCCCUGAAUCUCUGUAUCCCCACGACCCUACUGAAGCGUGCUACGUUCAAUCUGGAAAAACUGCAGCAGACCCUCCAGACCGAGGAGGACCAGCACAAGUUCGCGCAGUGGCGGGACGUCGAAUACUUGGUAUUGUACGACGGCGCUUCGACAGAGAAGCGGGAUGCCGUCUCGGCAAUGAAUAUGUUCAAGAAGUUCUCCAACGAAGGAUUCUCUGGGCAUCCAUAUCUCCUGCGGGGCGGCUUCAACGCCUUCGCACUCGAUUGUCCCCUAUUCAUCGAUCACCGGUCGGCCUCGGAACGGCCUGGCACCACAGUUACCUCGGACGGAGGGCGGCCGAGCUUCGCACCCGUGAUCGGCGGCGUAACGCUGCCAUCGGGUGCGAAUAAUCCCAACCCCUUCUUCAGCAACAUACGACAGAACAUGGACUUGACGGAUGGUGUCGGGCAGUUGGACAUUUCGGUGCCGUCGAAUCUAGAUGCCAGUGCCCUCCCUCGCUGGUUGCAGGACGUGACCAGGUCGUCGGACCACGGCAAGAAGGCCUCCGAGAGAUUUCUCCAGAUUGAGCGUAGUGAGCAAACCCGCAUGAAGGAAGCCUAUGCGUUCUUCAACACCUCUGCGCCUCCCACCGCCAGCUACGGAGGGGUCCGCCUGUCAGGGGUAGAGCAAGGGGGAAAGAAUCGUUACAAAGACAUACUCCCCUUCGAGCACGCCCGCGUCCAUCUAGCCGGCCGAAAGGAUGGCGCCUGCGAUUACAUCAACGCCAGCCACGUCCGCGCUUCACGAAGCUACAAACGUUACAUCGCCUCACAGGGUCCUCUUCCGGCCACGUUCGAGGACUUCUGGUCGGUGAUUUGGGACCAAGACGUCCGCGUCAUCGUUAUGCUGACUGCUGAAUCGGAGGGCGGCCAGCUCAAAUGUCACCCAUACUGGCAAAGCAAGGAAUUCGGACCGAUCAGGCUCAGGCCUCUAUCCGAGAAGAAAGUUUCGCUUGAUAUCGACAAGCAUCGGCUGGGCUCAGGAACGGCUUCGUCGUCUACAAAUAAUGUGUCGGCAGAGUCCGGACGGCGCCGCGCUUUUACCACGACCACACUUGAAUCCGCAGCCCAGAACCCUCCACCUCAAGCACAGCCUGAGGCUCCGUACGUUAUCGUGCGGAAGUUCUUGUUGUCUCAUACGGCUCAUCCCUUCUCCCCUAUACGCGAGAUCACCCAACUUCAAUACGCGUCAUGGCCAGAUUUCGGCGCGCCAGCGCAGCCGUCACACCUGCUAGCGCUUGUCGAGCUCGCCAACCUGAUGCAACAUGCCGCCCUACCGGUCGACGCUAGUUCGAUCGCGGCGUCGGUCGCCACCGAGAAUCCGGCGCUGGCGAAUUGGCUCGAGCCCGAAUCGGACGCGAACGCCAGACCGAUGCUUGUGCACUGCUCCGCCGGUUGCGGCCGUACGGGCACGUUCUGUACCGUGGAUAGCGUGAUAGACAUGCUUAAACGUCAGAGGCUGGCUUCGACGAACCGGCCAGAUGUUGACGGAGAUGUAAGCAUGGACGGAAGCCCCCCCAACCGCUAUCGGGGCGCCGCCGCCGCCGGCCUCCCGGCCGGGCCAACGGUAACCUUGAACGGGGAUGUCGAAAGCAGUUGGCUGGAGGACACGAGUCUCGACCUAGUCGAGACGACGGUGGAGGAUUUCAGAAGACAACGUCUGAGCAUGGUCCAGACCCUGCGGCAAUUUGUUCUCUGCUACGAGACAGUGGUUGAAUGGAUCUGGAGGGUCCAGGAAAAGACCAGGGGCACCGCCGGAGGUAGGGGACGGCCUCAGAGUGAGAUCUUUGAGCCCCGGAAUAUGGCGAUAGGACAUGAAUGAUAGGCCCGACCAGAUUAUAUUUCCAGCCCGACGCCCGUUGCGAGAUCUGGGAUGUCGGGGAGACGGGAAGGAGUAGGUAGGCUCGAGGAAACUGCCUGCAUUUUGCAUUUGCACCAGCACCAGCAUCCAUCAUCCAUUUCCACUGAUAAUGGGUUCGGAAGGGCCGGAUUAACCAGGUCGGGUGGAUAUGGCAACUCAUAAGGAUUCGAGGAAUAUAGGCGUUUCUGGAUCAGCGGCAUAGCAUUUUUUUCCUAACCUUUUUAUCUUCUCUUUUUGUUUCCACCCCCGAACGGGCCAGAGACAAAUCGUUAUAACUGGAAAAGUAGAGCCGGGACAAGGGAAAUACGAGGGAGGGC